This is a messenger RNA of Schistosoma turkestanicum, 729 nucleotides long. NCBI's taxonomy places the organism in Eukaryota, Metazoa, Platyhelminthes, Trematoda, Strigeidida, Schistosomatidae. The record is from the annotation of a GenBank genome assembly.
AUGAAUAGCGUAUUUACACAAAGGUGGCUAGUAAACGACAGUUUUCGCACAGAUGUGUGCCUGCAUUAUCCUCCUUAUAUAAUUGCAUUAGGUUGUCUACAGCUGGCUGUUGUGAUUAUUUCCAACAAUCCUGACUUAUUGAUCGGUUCCGUCAAUAGCAGUUCAUCAUCAUCUUUUAUGAAUUCCAGUUUAUCUAUUUCAUCAAAUAAACAUGGGUAUUUCGCCCAUCAAACUCAAUCAACUGUUAAUCCUUCAUUAGUUGCUGAUCGUUGGUUCAGUGAAUUGAAUGUGGACAUGGAAAGAGUCUUGGAAAUUUCUCGUCAUCUGCUGAGUUUGUAUGAUUUAUGGCGUCGUUUUGAUGAACUUGCUGAAAUGCCUAAUAUUCUAUUGAAAAAACUUCCACGUCCUGUUAUUCAACCGCCACAUACUUCGCAAAACUAUCCAUCUGGUGGUUCUGUCAAUCCAAUGGGUUGUAAUAGUGCUGCUGCAAGUCAGUCAUCAUCUAAUCUGUCUAGUGGAACACAACAACAAACUCAUGGGGGACCGAUGGUUGUAUCGUCAGGUACAGGUGCUGUUGGUACAGGAAAUAGUAGUGGUGCUGCGGGAACCGUUGGUAGUAUACAUGCUAUGUCGGAUCAUCAAACUCAACAACAGCAAAGAACAAUAGCAUCUAACCAACCACGUAUGCAUCCACAAGGUGGUGGGAUGCAGCAUAUGGGAGUUAGGUAG